Mugil cephalus (flathead mullet) is the source of this 2694-nucleotide messenger RNA. RefSeq names its product protein kinase cGMP-dependent 1, like (gene prkg1l). Gene Ontology annotation, molecular function: cGMP-dependent protein kinase activity; ATP binding. The coding region runs from base 435 to 2486 and encodes 683 amino acids. Gene Ontology annotation, biological process: protein phosphorylation. Lineage: Eukaryota; Metazoa; Chordata; Actinopteri; Mugiliformes; Mugilidae. The record is from RefSeq and is a predicted model, not a curated record. The transcript has 20 exons.
UUAACACCGUGCUAUUUUGCUUUGCGCGCGUAAUGAGUCAGAGUGAGUAAACCUGUGAUCAAUGCACGCAGCCAGCCUUCAAUCUCUCAUGUGCUCAGUGGGGAAUGAAGAUGAUUAAUGUUCGCUGUUCGCAGUUUGGCGGAUCCCCGGGGCUCAGAAAUACCCCGAGGACCCUCUGACCCAGUUGGGAUCCAGUCCAUUCCUCAUUACGCCCUGUCGGAUGGUCCCGCUGUCUUGGUCAUGUGAUUGUGAUUGCUGUCUGUGUCGAGCCCCCUGACCAACCUCCAGCGAGAGAGGAGAGCAUCCCUCACUCGGGUGGUUACAGAGGGGAGGUGCACCUGUCGAGUGGACGGUCUGCCGCCUAACCAGGACGAAGCUAUUCAGGACAAGUGCGAAAGACUCCCACUCUACGCUUUACAGGCUUGCACGAGGUUAUGGGCACCCUUCGAGACCUCCAGUUUGCCCUGCAACUCAAGAUCGAAGAGCUCCGCCAGAGGGACACGCUCAUAGAUGAGUUGGAACUUGAGUUGGAUACUAAGGAUGAGCUCAUUCGGAGACUGCAGGAAGAACUGGAUCGCUACAGAACCACCGUCUCGCUCCCUGGACCCUCUGCAGUCAGUGCCGCUUGCUCAGCUCAGAUUGAGGACAACCACAGUGCCAAGAGGAACACAAUCAUUUCUGAGCCCCUCAGUCUGGACCCUGUGACUCUCGCCAUGGUUUCACACAGAUGCUGUGACAAAAGUCAAGAGUCUCAGAGGCGGAUCCGUGCAGCGUUUUUGAAAAACGACUUGUUGAAGAACCUUGACGAAGGAGAUAUCAGAGCCAUCAUAGCUUGUAUGUAUCACACCACCAUCGAUCAAGGCUGCCAUGUCAUUCAGGAGGGGGCCGUCGGGGCUCAGGCAUAUGUUUUAGAAGAAGGAAGGCUCGAGGUGACGAAAGACGGACUGAAGGUGCUCACGGUUGAGCCAGAAGACAUGUUCGGAGAGUUGGCGCUCUUCUACAGCUGCACCCACACCUACUCCGUCUCAGCACAGACGGAGAGCAAGCUGUGGGUUAUUGACCGCAGGAGCUACCAAACCAUACUUAUGCAGAGCGCUCUCAGCCGUCUUUCUCAUUCAGUGGAGCUGCUAAGCAGCCUUCCCUUCCUCCAGUCAUUGCCAGAGGAUGUCAUCAUGAAAAUGUCUGAUCUCAUGGAGGAGGCACGUUACGCUGACGGCGACUACAUCAUUCGACAGGGGGCCGCCGGAGACACCUUUUAUAUCAUUAGCAAAGGCCAGGUGAAAGUGACGGAGAAGAAGCCAGGGCAUGAGGAGCAGACGCUGCUUUUUAAGCUCUCUGAGAGAGAGUGGUUUGGUGAAAAAGCUCUGUGGGGAGAGGACAUUCGGACUGCGAAUGUGACGGCCAUUGGAGACGUUACCUGCUUGGUAAUAGACAGAGAGACCUUCAAAGACAUUAACGAUGGGUCUGCACUCGACUGCGGUCGAGAUGAGCCACAAACCAAUAAAUCCAAAUCCGAGUCAGAUGUGGAUCCUGCUCUUCUCUCAUCUUCCACCUUAAGUGAUUUUCAGAUUAUCUGCAGUCUGGGAGUUGGGGAGUUUGGUCACGUAGACUUGGUGCAACUAAGGAGCGACAUUAAGUGUCUCUUUGCCAUGAGGGUCCUUAACAAGAAGCUGAUCCUCAGCAGUGGUCGGAGAGAAUAUGUCCUGAGAGAAGGUCGCAUCCUAAUGGAGGCCCAUUGUCCAUUCAUAGUCAGGCUACAUAAAAUCUUCAGAGAUGAUGAGCAACUGUACAUGUUGACAGAAGCCUGUCUGGGUGGGGAUGUAUUCAGUCUGCUCAAAGACGAAGGCUAUUUCGAGGAAUGCAGGGCCAGGUUUUACACAGCUUGUGUUGUGGAGGCCCUGACCUUUCUUCACUGUCAAGGUGUCAUCUAUAGAGACGUCAAGCCUGAAAAUGUUCUUCUGGAUGAGCACGGUUAUGCCAAACUGACUGGCUCCAGGUGUCUGAAGAAGGUAGAGGUGGGUAAGAAAACGUGGACGUUCUGUGGUACGCUGGGCUACAUGGCACCCGAAAUCAUCUUGAACAAAGGCCACAGUACAUCUGCAGACUUCUGGUCUCUGGGUGUGUUUGUGUUUGAACUUCUGAGUGGUGGGCUCCCAUUCAGCGGCUCUGACCCGAUGAAGAUUCUCGCUGCAACCGUCUGUGGCAUCGAUCAGAUCGACUUCCCAAAACCCAUCAGCAAAAGUGCCUCCAGUCUCAUAAAGAAACUGUGCAGGAGCAAUCCCUCGGAGAGACUGGGCAGUCAGCGAAACGGGGCCAAGGAGAUUCAGAAGCACACAUGGUUUGAAGGAUUCAACUGGGACGGGCUUUGCAAAAGAACAUUAAUCCCCUCGGUUAUUCCAAACGUGAAGCAUCAUUUGGAAUACAGUGCGUGUGGUCUUUAUUCUGAGGACUCGGUGGAGCUGUGUACCGACUGGGACGAUUUCUGACGGAUUUCUGUCGCCAACUUUGAGGAUCAGUCAAGUGUCUAGAUUUAUUUAUAUUUUCAUGGUUAAAAUAGAAGCAUAUUUUCCACAGUGUCCACAGAUAAAUGCUGCCCACUGCCCCAUGUGUGCUUACUUUGGAUGGUUUAAACACAGAGAGCAAAUGCCCUGUCAGUGUAUACACAUAAACAUGACAAAUAAAGCAGAUUUUGAC